ACAAAAAUUGUAAACACCAUCAGGUAUCGGUGGCCUUGAUUGUCGGUAGGUGGAGCUAUACCCCACGUGACAGCCUCCACAGUCGAGUAAAUAGAUCACGAAGGCUCUCAGGCUUCAGAUAAGGUCCAGUCUAUUAACAGGCACACACAGAAAUAUCUGACAGGGAUUAAGCUUGGUAGUGUCCAGUUAAGCAUUGACAAAUCUUUUUAGGUUCAGCAAAUUUCUAUUUGAACUUUUCAUCAUCUACUUUUAGUUCAGUGAAGGAAAAUUGCAAUCAUGUAGACUUAGAAGUUGUGAACUUUUCGAGACAAGUUUGUCUCAAUUUGGACUUGUGGGCCUGUUUCUAAAGCCAAAUAUUUCAACUUGGCGGAGCUUGAUAGUUUGUUGAAAUGGAGACCAUUGAUAAUGUUAACAACAACAGCAGCAGCAACAGUCACCCCUGGAGGUCUGACAUCCGCUAUGAUCCACUGGUUAACUGGAAUGUAAUAUACGAGGAAACCUCGGACACCGACAUGGAACAGAGUGACGACGCAUCAUUGUCUGAUGACGUGACACCUCGCUGCAGGAGUCCGUCAUCAUCAUCUGAAACAGAGACCGAACAGGAUGGAGUUGUGAAACGAAGAGUUCGGAGAAAACGCAGAGCUUCCUUCGAUGAAAAACUGUUUCGGAACAGACAGAUGUCCAAUCUUUCUGAUGACAAUCUGAAUCGUCGCAUGGCCAAAACAUCUCCUGGGACACCAAUAGAACAUAACAGUCUCAAGAACUUCCAUUCUGAAAACUUGUCCUCUGCACUGUUUCUUGGAAGCAUCCUAUGUGCGGACCGGGUAACCCAGAUGACCCGCACAUACAAUGACAUUGGGGCUCUUACUCGUAUGCUUGAAGAGAAAGAGCGUGACUUAGAACUUGCAGCCAAAAUUGGACAGACCCUUCUUGAAAAGAAUAAAGAUUUGACAGAGCGUAGUGAUUUUCUUGAAGACCAGCUUUCUUCAACUAAUGACAAGGUCAGCCAGCUCCGCCAUGAUGUGUCUAUGAAAGAUGAACUCCUCAAGUUUUACUGUCAAGAUUACGACAAUGAAGCAGAGUCAGAUGCAAGCACACCUAGUGAAGGCAAAGGCUUCAACCUCAAACUGGUUAACAUUGACUCACUGCAGAAGAAGGUGUCUUCCUUAGAGGAAGAAAAUGUUCACCUCAAGGUUGAGAGCAGCCAGCUGAGAUCCGAGACCGCCAACUAUGAGGAGAAGGAGAAGAAGCUUGUGGAGGACUGUCUCUCCCAGCUCGCGGAGGUCAACAUGCAAGUGGAAACCUUCGCAGAGGAAUGUGCACGGAAGUCCGAGGAGUCAGCCAGGCAGAAGGAGGAGAUCACAGCGCUGUUGGCGCAGGUUGUCGACCUGCAGAAGAGAGUCCGAUGUUUGACCAUAGAGAACAUGGAGCUGUCCAAACACCUGCAGGCUUCACAGGAGUCCCAGCGCAAGCUCACUAAAGAGCUCGGUUACCGCCAGGACAAGUACGAUGAGCUGCUGGAGGUCCUGGCCGAUGCCCAGGAGGAGCUGAAGACCCUGCGAGGGAAGCAGCGCCCCGGGGUGAGCCGCCAGUACCUGUCCAGCUCCCUGCUCAACGUCCCCUCCGACUCCCUGGCCUCCGAGCUGGAGCUGUCUCUCAGGAGUGACCUGGACUACCCCAAGGGAUUCUCCCCAUCAGAGAGGAAAGCCCACAACUGGAAGAUAUUCGAGACGGCCAAGGCAGCCAAGAAAGCCAGCAAGAAGAGCCCCAACAGCUUGUCCCCUGGCUCCAACUCCCUCAGCCCUAGCGGAGCCGAGAGUGACUCCGCAUCAGCGCCCAACUCCAAGCGAGCCUCCUUCUACAUGUCAGAAACCGAGUCCGCUGAUGGCUACAGUGCCGAUCUGGACAGCCUGCAUGGGUCCAACCCUGACCUGGGUCGACCUGGCAUCCCAGGCUCUAAUGACCUGGAGACAUCCCUGAAACGUCUGGCCAUGAGACGAGCUAAUGAGCUGAAUGAGAGAGACUACCGGGACGAUGAAGACAGGAGGAAACACAGCCAGUCAAGUGCCACGCCUCGCACCCCUGAGAGUGUGCCAUCCCCUGGCAGUGGUCUGUCCUAUCUCUCCUUCCCAGGUAGCACCUCCACCAACUACUUCAAGAUCCCUGACAAACUGCAGAUUGUCAAGCCCCUGGAAGGUUCUGCGACUCUGCGGCAGUGGCAGCAGCUGGCGACACCCAACCUUGGGGGCAUCUUCGAGGAGCGCCCCGGGGUGCAGAUCAAGGGGGAGCGGAACCUGGACCUGCAGGAAGAAGUGUACACCCUCAGCGACUUUGAGGAAGAUGAUGAUAUCUCUGAAUGUCCGAGCAGACGCUUUGAGGAGAGCUCCACCAUCUUCACACUGACCGACUCCAUGGUGAAGAAUCCCAACGAUUACUUCAUGCUGGCCCCAACAUCCAGCACUGAGAGCACCUUCAGCCAAGCCAGCAUGAGGCCAUCAACGAGUACUCCAGUGAUGUCGGCAACAAAAGGAAGAUUGGCUUCAAUGGGAAGCAACACUUCUACCUAUAGCAUGUCCCUUGGGCUGGCAGCCAUCUUGCACGAGCGUGAUCUCGCCAAGCCAGUUGAGCGCAAGCCAGGCAUGACCUACAACCAUUCCUUCCCAUCCCGUGUGCAGUCUAUUGUUACCGAGACACCAUACUCACCUGCAAAAUCAGCUUUGGAAGUGGCAACAACUUUGGCACCAUCAACCCAGCAUGAAGGAACCACGACAUCCUCGAGUCUGGCAUCAACCCCGACCGAUGGUGGAUUCUUGGACAAAUUGAAACACACAGGGUUUUCUAUCUAUGGCUUCCUUGGUGGUGGGAAGAGCGAGGAUUCAGAUUCCUCAUCAUCCGACACGGCAACUGUAUCCUCACCGACCAGCAGUGGGGGCAUCACCACGACAACAACAGAAGGAGCAACAGCAGCAACAUCACCUAACAGUGACAAACAUGUUACAAGGAAACUGCUUACCCAGGGUGCAUCAGCAGGGGUCCUCGGAGCUAUAACUUCCUUUAGACGAAGUGGAAUUCUGUAAACUGUUCUAGCCAUUAGUCUCAAGACCACAGACAAAUAUAUAUGAGGAAGUGGACUCAAAUUAUUCCAGAUUGAAAUAAUCAACAUAGACUUGUGUGUUGCCCUUGUCUUUCAUGUGUGAUUCUGCAGAUGACAGUUUUCAGAAGUUGAUUAGCAUAAUUACACGAUCUCCAAGUUUAAUUUCAUUUAAUUAUCUUCCAUCUUACCUCAGUCUUGUCUCAGUCGCUGAUUGUGGGAAAUAGGGAUAAUUUGAAAAUUUGAUUGAAGAUUGAUAUUCUGAAGUUACUGCCACAUCAAAUAAACGUCGUACAAGAAUGGUCUAAUCAUGUUCCAUGACAAGACAGAUGAUUUAGGAUUUCUUCGACAUGAAGGAAAUGUUCAUUGUGCACCAAGUGUAACUGUAUGCCUGUUCACACUACUUGUCACAACUUCCAUGUGCCAAAAUACCGAUGUGGCAUUUAUGUUUGAAUAAUUACUGAAUUCAUUUAAUUUAGACUUUGUGCUGAUUUUGAUGCCUUUCAAAUUUUUGGUUAACUGAUUUGAUUUGAUUUUUCAAUGGGAACAGGUUAUAUUGCUGAAAAACAGCUUCAGGGAAACAACAUAUUGACAUUAUGGUGAUAUGUCAGGGAUAAUUAUUAUUAUGUUUACCUUUGAGAUGAAAGCUACAUGUUUAUGUUCUUUAGUGCUUUAGACUUGUGAUUCUUGUCUUUGAAAAGAUUAUGAAAAAUAAGGUCACAGAAAUGCCAUCAGUCAAUAUUUAUUCUAUGUGAUCAUCAGCAUACCUUUUCUGGAAGAAUUCUCUUCUUGUAUCUUGUGAACUUUUCUUUAUUCAUACACCUGGUCACCAACUGGGAAUUAAUCCCCUCAACCGUUACUAUUUUUUGCAUUGUUAAUUUGUGACCAUAAAAUCAAAAUUAUAUCGGUUUUCUUAUGGUGUCAAUUUCAAAGGCUAUCUGAAGUGCUAUGAGUUAUGAGAAGGUCGUUGUUUGGUGCUAUUAAGUUAUUUUAGAUUUUGUUAUCAGGUCAUUUUAACCUCAGUGGAUUAGUCUGCACUUCCCCAAUCUGUUCCUCUGCAACUGUCAUUUUGAAUUUUGAUUUUGUAGCAAAUGAUUUUUGUCAGAGGUUGAGAAAUAAGGGUUUGUAUCUGCACAAUGAGAACCAAAGAUUUCAGGCAUUUCUUUCACCAGAUGAUGCAGUGAUUACGAAAAUAGAUGCACAUGCAGUUCACGGUAGCCGUUGCAUUAAACCAAGGAUGCAGUUUCAAAGGUGGUGCUUAUUAAAGAGGAUCAUUUGUUUUACAAGUUAACAUUCUAACAACAUCAGUACAAUAGCAAAAUGAUAAACACAAGAGUGAAUAGAAAUCUCUAAUCACUUCAUAAUAGCAUCUUUUCUGUUUCAAAAAGGUUUGCUUUUUAUAGUGGAGUGCUAAAUAUGUUCAGUACGGUAAGUGAAAUGUUAUCACAUCUCUACCCUGUCUAAUUUAAGUCACUGACCCUUCGGUUAUUACAAAUCAUACAAAAAAUGUUCUGUUUUAGGUUUUAGAGAAAUUUUAUAUACUAUUCAACAGUAUUUAUUGUUAUCGUUAUGACAUGGGUCUUCUUCUUUUAAUGACAAUGGGUCUUGUCAGCUUGUGAAGAUGUGUAGCAUACAAAAUAAUUGGAAGGGUUGGUAUCCUUCCUUAUAACAUGAAAUUACCUUUUCUUUGACUUCCUUUCACUGAGAAUAAUUUUUAUUAUUUUAUUUUGUAUUAUGAGUUUUCACGAAUUGAUUCAAGCAGAUUCUGGUGUCUGAAAAUAUUGGCAUGUUGUGAGCAUGAAGUAUGUGUUGCAUGACUUUAUGUUCAGUGAAAUAUUGAAUUGUAUAUAAGAAUUGUACAUAGAAAUAAUUGCUAUGAAAUGAUUAGGAAUAUUUUAAAUUAUUUGUACAUAAAGUAGGUUUUAUGCAGUUUGGCGGGAUUCCAAGUGUCUGUCUGUCUCUUGUGUUGUGUUAUUCAGUUUAUGUCAACAUUUAUCUCUGUUGGUUAGAGUUGAAACAUAUACUCCAGACGUCUGUGUCAGACUUCAGUUGUAAGAUCACAUGUUCAGGGAGAAUAUUUAUUCAAUUUCAUAAAUAAUUUCUCUAUAAGAUUUCUUUUCUCAAAAUUAUAAAUGAACCUUUUGAAAAAGAAUUACAGUAACAAUGUGAUAUUUUUAAUGUUAUGUAAUUUUUCAUCAUUUUUUGUUGUUUUGAAUACAUUAUUCUCUUAAAAGUAAUUGCUAAAUUAUGUACACUAAGGUGAUUUGGCAUAAUUUCUUGUUUGUUAAAAUAUGUGAUCUCAAAUGAUGUUGCCACACUGUUAUUUACAAUAAUGAUUGACUUGAUAUUUAUGUUUUGAUGCAAUGGUGUACCGGUAAGUGUUAAUUAAAACUAUGGAGAUAACUAAUUAUACGACCUAUACAUUCUGACAUUUGAGAUUGUAGACAUAAGGUAUUUUUACAGACCGCCGAUCUGCACUAUGCAAUUUUAUAUCAAGAAAAUAAAACCUAAUAGAUGUGAAUGAAUAAAGUCACUUGAAUUUU
Messenger RNA from Haliotis rufescens (red abalone), 5634 nucleotides. RefSeq names its product trafficking kinesin-binding protein 1-like. The record is from RefSeq and is a predicted model, not a curated record. Bases 390 to 3077 code for a protein of 895 amino acids. The transcript is spliced from 15 exons. NCBI's taxonomy places the organism in Eukaryota, Metazoa, Mollusca, Gastropoda, Lepetellida, Haliotidae.